CUGUGCUGGUGGAUCGCCUUCGCCUUCUGCUCCCGAUCUCUCCGCCCGUCUCGCGGCCCGCCUGCUGCCGUUCGCCGGACUCGGUCUGCUCCAGCCGUCCCCCUUCCUAUUGUGGCGUGGUCACCUUCCUCCACCGCAGGCCAGUCGCAUCAUCCAGUUUCCCUAGUUCAGCAUCCUCAAAGUUGGCCCUCUUCUCCUCGACGACAGUUCUUCUUGAACUCCGAGGCAGGAGAAUUAGAGGGAAGAAGAGCAGUCGUAUCAGCAGCUUAAACAAUUCCGAGUAAAAUGGUGGAUGCAUGGUGGUCAUUACUAGGGGCUGCAAUUCCAGCAAUCAUAGCAGGUCAAGCCAUCAGAGCCAGAAGACGAUAUGCUGAAGAACAAAGGCUCAAGAAUGCUCGCGGGCGUGAAAAGAACUCCGACGAAAUCUUUGUGUGUGAGAGAGUUUGUACUUCCAAGAGAAUGUUGAAGAAGGUGGGUGCAUUUUCAAAGGAUCCGAUCCUCGACACCUGUGUCACCGUUUGUGGUGUUUCAGAACUAGAUGCCUGCGCUGAUGCCUGCGCACGGACUGUUUGUGUUAACCAACACCAGGUGCCCAAUUGGAAUGACAUCUGCAUGAAAAGGUGCCAAAGUGAAUGCCUCAGGCUAUCUGCAUCUUCAACUUAAAUUGUGCAUCUCGACCGGAAUAAAAGCGGUUAUCGGAUUUUAUCUGCAUUAGUAGUUUGUAGCAUUUUUUUUGGUUUGAAAUAUUGCCCGCAAAAACUGUGAGAUACUUGCCCCUUCGUUUGGUAUGUAUUUUGAAACAAACGAGUUUGUCAAGAGCAUGAACUUUGAGUAAUGUCAAUAUUAGUUUUUUGCUCGAGUCUA
Zingiber officinale is the source of this 864-nucleotide messenger RNA. RefSeq lists its product as uncharacterized. The transcript is spliced from 3 exons. The coding region runs from base 286 to 663 and encodes 125 amino acids. The record is from RefSeq and is a predicted model, not a curated record. Lineage: Eukaryota; Viridiplantae; Streptophyta; Magnoliopsida; Zingiberales; Zingiberaceae.